AUGAGAAAAGAAGAAGAUGAGAAACAUAGUUUCUAUGAAGACUUCAAGAGGAGCAUCAGUUACCUAGACGACUGGGGGGAGAGAAUCUAUUCAGCCAACAAUAACUACAACAACUACUUCAACUCUAUGAAGGCCCUGGAUGUUUUUAAACUAGUUCUGAGAUUCCUGAAGGACGAUGCUCUGAAAACCAUCAAAGUUCAUCCAGAAGGUGGAAAGUUCACAGCCUCUAACUUCACCUGGGUGUUGAAUGUUCCUGCCGUCUGGAAUGAUUCACAUGAAGGGUUGAUGGUAGAAGCUGCUAUUCAGGCUGGUCUUGUAACAGAAGACACUAAAGACAAACUGAUGUUGGUUCUGGAACCAGAAGCAGCUUUGACCUGGUGUUUGAAGCUUCCAUCUGAUGGUUUCUUCACACAGAACCACAGCAGAGACUCACAGGAUCCAUCUCCAGGACCAACAGAUGCUGGUACCAGCUGUAAUGAUCCACCAGGAAGUCAGGUGGCAGUACACUUUGAGAAGGAACCAGAAGAAACCAAAGUCCUGCUGGAGACCCAAAACAGAGACGGAAAACGGUACCUUGUUGUGGACUGUGGAGAUGAAACUAUUGACUUCACUGUUCUUGAAGUCCUGGAAGGAGGAACCUUGAAGAAGCUGCAGGAGGCCUCUAGAGACAUUCUGGGAGGACGAACUAUGGACAGAAAGUUCAAACAGUUCCUGGAAGAAAUUUUCUCUGAUGGAGUCUGGAAAGAAUAUGAAGAAACCUUCUCCAAUGAGGUUCAGAAAAUGAUGUAUGAUUUUAUCCGUCUCAAACAGGUGGAUGAAGAUGUUCAGAUCAGCUGCUCAGAUAACCUGAGAGAACAGGCUCAGAAAAAGAAAGAGAUUGAAACGUUCUUUGACUCGGUGGAAGGAGCUUCCUGGGAUGAAGGAGUCAUCAGAAUCACCAGAGAGAAACUGAGAUCUUUCUUUGAUGAGAGUCUGCAGGACAUCACCAAGAGUCUCAGAGAAGAAUUACAGAAAGAUCUCAACAUUGGGUCUAUUGUGUUAGUGGGGGGCUUUGCUGAGAGCCAGAUACUACGUCAGCACAUCACUGAUCAGUUUGGACCUCGGUAUAAAGUUCUGUGUCCUCUUAGACCCCAGGAAGCCGUCCUGAAAGGAGCUGUAGAGCUGGGAAGAAACCCAAAGUUGGUGUCGUCUCAGAAAAAAGGUCCAGCUUGCUUGAAUUGGUUUUCAUGAGAUUUAUUUUAGCAGCAACUGUUACUAAUAAUAAAAUAAUAGUGAUGAUGAUGGUGAUUUCUAAUCCCAGAUAUUUGUCUUUAUUUUUAAUUAACUGAUGGAAAUAAGAGUUUAAAUUCUUAAUGAAUUAAUAAUGAGGUUCUGACAAUGAUCCAAACUGUAGAUCUUCUCUGUAAAUGAGGUUAAAAUGUGUCAACAUGUAGUUUUAGUUCCUGAUUUCUGGUUCUGCAGAUGAAAUAUUUUGAUGUGAAGUUCUGUGGUUUAUAAUAUAGAGUUCACUCUGUGGUAAAUCAGUGAAUUCUUGUUUAAAUAACUGAUAAUUAGUAUAAAUAACUUUAUUGACAGACAUGCUGGUCUAAUUAUUAACAAUAAAUGAAAGAGAAACGGAUCAAAUAACCUCUGACCCAGUAUCUCUACUGCAGUGAUGUGUUUUAUGAAUGAAUGUUGGUGAGGUCACGACCUUUCAUCUCAUUAACAGCAAUAUAAAUAUAUAAUCAGU
Girardinichthys multiradiatus is the source of this 1729-nucleotide messenger RNA. Its product is annotated as heat shock 70 kDa protein 12A-like. NCBI's taxonomy places the organism in Eukaryota, Metazoa, Chordata, Actinopteri, Cyprinodontiformes, Goodeidae. Gene Ontology annotation, molecular function: ATP-dependent protein folding chaperone; ATP binding. The transcript has 5 exons. The record is from RefSeq and is a predicted model, not a curated record. The coding region runs from base 1 to 1230 and encodes 409 amino acids.